This is a messenger RNA of Gadus morhua (Atlantic cod), 2789 nucleotides long. RefSeq names its product ubiquitin carboxyl-terminal hydrolase 19. The record is from RefSeq and is a predicted model, not a curated record. NCBI's taxonomy places the organism in Eukaryota, Metazoa, Chordata, Actinopteri, Gadiformes, Gadidae. The coding region runs from base 550 to 2670 and encodes 706 amino acids. Gene Ontology annotation, biological process: protein deubiquitination. Gene Ontology annotation, molecular function: cysteine-type deubiquitinase activity. The transcript has 12 exons. Gene Ontology annotation, cellular component: nucleus; cytosol.
AGGAAAUAUCACAAGUAUUAAGUUAUAUCUGAAGUUCAAGACAAUACAUUUCUCAAAUCAAACCAGGCCACAACUUUUCUGCUUCAUUAUUAUUUAAGCGUUAUUGUUGCAGUGCGUAUUUUAUCCUCUGAAUAUACCUAACCAUGUAGAUGGACUGCAUUUAUUUAGUGCUUUUCUAAUCAGUGACUACUCAAAGCGCUUUACAAUAUUGCCUAACAUUCAUUCCCACACCGACGGCGGAAUCAACCAUGCAAGACGACAGCCAGCUCGUCUGGAGCAGUCGGGGUGCAGUCAGGGUCAGGCUUCUGGGACACCUUGACUCUCAGCUAGGAGGAGACGGGCAUCAAACUAGAAACCUUCCCUUUAACAGCCAACCCAGUCUACCUCCUGAGCUAAAUGCCUGUUGCAUGCCUAAACACAUGAAUGUUGUUUUCGGGGCUUGGCUUCGAAAUCGAAAGUGAAAGAAUGGCUCAAGAAUAGUUCAACUCCAUUUUGUGUUGAGGAGCAGGCAACACAACACUGGACCGAGCCAAGCUUAAGGGACACGCCAUGAAACCCAAGUACAAAGGCUUGAGAAACCAGGGCUCCACCUGCUACCUGAACAGCGUGCUUCAAGUGCUCUUCAUGACCAAAGAAUUCAGAGACGCUGUCCAAAGUGAAAGCUCCCAUACCUCCUACAUCGAUGCUGAUCUCAAAGAUCUCUUCCUUCAGCUGAAGACCAGUUCUCCCACUACGGAAUACAUCAUCUGCAAACUUGGGAUAGAAAAUGUAAUGAAGCAGCAAGAUGCGGCCCAGUAUUUUGAGAAGAUUCUAAGUCUGGCGAGUCCUGAGGCCUCACAGGUUUUCCAUGGAAGGUUAAUUCACCGCACGUCAUGCUUGUGUGGCGAAAGCACUGAUGAACACAAUUCAUUUUGGACCCUUAAUCUCCCGAUUAACAAUACCCACAAUGGAGUUUAUAACGUGGAAGACGGGUUGAAACAAUUUUUCAGCCAAUCAAAGUUAACCGGAGAAAACCAAGUGUACUGUGAUGAGUGCAAGGCCAAAGCAGACACCACGACUGAAUGUGAAGUAGGACUCUAUCCUAAGGUUCUUGUGCUGCUGCUCAAGAGAUUUGAGUUCAGCUACUACGAAAUGGACUACGUGAAAAACAACUGCCCUGUGGAUGUUCCUUUGAACAUUGAUAUUCCAAAGGGCGUGAGCUAUGAGCUCUAUGCCACCGUGGACCAUGUGGGGGACCUGAGGGGGGGCCACUACACAGCCACCAUCCAGCCUGCAGACGACGGGGGCUGCUGGUACGACUUCAACGACUCAUGGGUUACACCGAAAAACAACUUUAAUCCAAUAAAGAGCCAGAACGGCUAUCUCCUUUUUUACAGAAAGAGAGAAAGACAAAUUAGUGAUUCACCUCAGGAGCACCCCAACGGGUCGUCUGUGGACCCAGUCGAGUCGGAGCCCAAUCAGAACAACGCUGACAACGGCUACGCUGACCACGACAGUGAUGACAGCUUCCACCCUCCACCCUCCCCCUCUGGGCCAUUGGAUGGACAGCCGGGGUGGGCGGGGAGGUGUGAUGUCACGAGAGGUGAUGAGGUCACAAAGGGGGUUGUUCUCACUGAGUGUGGUGAUGUCACCAGAGCUGAUGAUGUCACGGUGGGGGUUGAUGUCACUAAGUAUGGUGAGGUCACUGAGGUGGGGUCUCGCGAACCAGCUGAUCACCCUGUCCCACAGGAAGCAAGCGGCUUGGAGGGGGGUGAUGUCACUGAGUGUGGUGAGGUCACAGGAGGUGUUGAGGUCGUUGGGGGGGACCCUCAACCUACGGAGAGUGAGAGGGUAGACGGCGAGCGCAAGACAACCGAUGUAGUGGUUCCGACCAAUGAGAAGGAGUCUCGCGAACCAGGUGAUCACUCUGUCCCACAGGAAGCCAGCGGCAACGCCACAAUAGUCAGCAGUCCGGAGGUCGUUGUUAACGAGGGGUGGGGGGGCCGGAGGGAAAGUACAGAUCAUUUGGAAGACCCUGGGGAGGGGGAGACGGAGGGCGGAGUAAUACAGAAGACUGACGAUGGCAACGCUGACCACGAUAGUGAUGGUGAUGACCACCACACUACACCCUCCUCCUCUGGGCCAAUGGUUAAACAGCCGGCGUCGGCGGGGAGCAGUGAUGUCACGGGAGGUGAUGAUGUCAUGGAGUGUGGGGAUGUCGGGGCAGGUGAUGUGGUCGGGGCGGGGGACCCUCUACGAAGGGAGAGUGAGAGGUUAGACCGUAAGGGUGGUGAGCGCAUGACAACAGGUGUAGAGGUUCCGACCAAUGAGAAGGAGUCUCGUGAACCAGGUGAUCAGGCUGUCCAACAGGAAGCCAGCGGCACCGGCCCAAUGGUCAGCGGUCCAGAGGGCGGGGUUAACGAGAGGAGGAGGGGCCUGAGGGAAAGUAUGGAUCUUUUGGAAGUCCGUGAGGAGGGGGAGACGGAGGGCAGAGUAAUACAGAAGAAACGUAGAAAAGUCUUUGACAUUCCAAACUGUUUCUCCGGAUUGUGUUUGAGCUCUAGGCCGAGAUUGGCAAAGCGUAAACUGGGAAAUGAGGUUGACAUGGUCGAAGAUAAAAAAUCUAUUAAAAAGAGACGAAAGAAUAAUAGCUUAAUGUGUUACAAUAAGCAGACCUCGGAUACAGAAUAAAAGCCAGUUGAACUAGGCUUUUAAACAUUCCGGUUUUGCAUUGAACAUGUAUUUGAACGUUGUGCCAGGUUGUAGGAUUCAAAGCUGAAUUGUGCCUUGGUUAGUGAAGUUAAGCUGUA